CAUUACUAUAAGAGGAGCCCAAGAAUCUCCGAUGUCGACCCCAACACAAUCAAUCUCUAACAGUGCACAUUCUGGCCCUGUUACUGCCGCACAGCCGACAUAUGGUCCAGACCAAAAACCAUUGACGUCUCAAUCUAGGACCCACCCGUCAACAAAAUUCGCUGGUGCAAGUACUCUGACUCCUGCCCUACCCACAACGUUGAGACACCCAAACCCCAGUCAAUCCGGUACCAAAGCUACCCUGACCGCUUCUUCCCACCUGCAGGACGCUUCAUCAAACGCCAUAGGCGACAUAGUCACGCAGAGUUCCACCGACAACACCGCUAGGCUACUGGAGGUUCAGGUAUUGCGAUUCGCGAACUCUGAUAGCAACACCGGCUCCAUAUUUAGACCCAGUUUUAUCACAGCACAGCCCGGGGAGAUAGUCAGAUUCUACUUCCACGAUUCCUAUCUGCUUCGAAUGGCCAGUCUGGAUGAUCCCUGCUCUAGUUCAACGAACAGCUUGAACGAACCGGGUAGAUUAGACUCUAUGGGAGUGUCAUACCAGCUUCCUGUUCAGUCUCUCGAUCCAAUGUGGCUUCAAGUGAACUUAAAUGAUGCUUAUUAUACCUGCGAUAAUCGGACGGUCUUUGCCAUCAAUCCUGGAGACGAUAUGAAUGACUUCAUUUCUCAUGCUGGGUCACCAAAAUAG
Aspergillus wentii DTO 134E9 is the source of this 691-nucleotide messenger RNA. RefSeq lists its product as uncharacterized. The transcript is spliced from 2 exons. The record is from RefSeq and is a predicted model, not a curated record. Lineage: Eukaryota; Fungi; Ascomycota; Eurotiomycetes; Eurotiales; Aspergillaceae. Bases 32 to 691 code for a protein of 219 amino acids.